Molecule: messenger RNA, 2360 nt
Organism: Aptenodytes forsteri (emperor penguin)
Lineage: Eukaryota; Metazoa; Chordata; Aves; Sphenisciformes; Spheniscidae
Gene: SNX33
Product: sorting nexin 33
Exons: 2
Coding region: 462-2156 (564 amino acids)
Biological process (GO): endocytosis; mitotic cytokinesis; intracellular protein transport
Cellular component (GO): plasma membrane; cytoplasmic vesicle
Molecular function (GO): protein binding; phosphatidylinositol binding
Source: RefSeq, a predicted model, not a curated record
AAACUCGGGGGUUGUGUCCACAGGAACCCCGAGAAAAGUCGUUUGGGAUUUAUUUCCUCGCUGGCAGCCGGAUCUUUUCCUCACGGAAAGUGAAACCGCGGGAUCGGCGUCCCAGCGAGAUAAAACCUGCGUGGACAUGGCAGAGCCCGGCUCUUGGUCCGGCCGGCGUUUAUAUCCCGUAGGAGCGAAGGAAAUGCCGCUCGCUUGACUGGGGAAUGUUGUUUUUAACCGGGGCGCCGGGAUCGGGGGGGUUACUUGGACAUACGGACCUCGGCGUCACCUCGUAGAGGAUUUCUUCUCCACCUUUUUUUUUAUUUCCCUGAGAAACCGGCCAACCCUUUUCCCACAGUGCGGGGCGGCCCCGGUGCCGAGCGAGCUUGCGGUAUCGCUGGGGGGGUUGUUGUUUUUUUUUUGGCGGCGGGGAUUGCGUUACGCCGUGUCCCCCCCUCCCGGGACCGGCCAUGGCGUUGAAAGCCAGAGCGCUUUACAACUUCCAGAGCGAAAACAAAGAGGAGAUCAGCAUCCAGGAGAACGAGGAGCUCGUCAUCUUCAGCGAGAACUCCCUGGACGGGUGGUUACAGGGCCAAAACAGCCGCGGGGAGACCGGCCUCUUCCCUGCCUCCUACGUUGAAAUCCUCCGCUCCCGGUCGAGCUCCAACUACACGGACUACUCCGGCAGCCCGGCCGGCUCUCCCGGGCACGACUCCCCCUUCUACACAACCCCCGCCAACCCCAGCAUCUCCUACCAGGGCAGUUUUGAGGACGACGACGAUGACGACUGGGACGACUGGGACGAUGCUUGCACGGUGGUGGAGGAGCCCCGGAGCGCGCCGGGCACCAACGGGCACCCUUCGCCCAACCUGCAGUACCCGGCAGCGUACGGCCACCAUGAGCACGCCGGUUACCGUCCCAAGCCGGCGCUGGAGAGGCAGGACAGCAUGAGCUCCUCCAAGAGGGGCAGCGUGGUGGGGAGGAACCUCAACCGCUUCUCCUGCUUCGUCCGCUCGGGGGUGGAAGCCUUCAUCCUGGGCGACGUGCCCCUGAUGUCCAAGAUCGCCGAGGCGUACUGCAUCGAGAUGGGCUCCAAAGGUCCCCAGUGGAGGGCGAAUCCCCACCCCUUCAUCUGCUCCGUGGAGGACCCGACCAAGCAAACCAAGUUCAAGGGCAUCAAGAGCUACAUCUCCUACAAGCUGACCCCCAGCAACAUCAACUCACCCGUCUACCGGCGGUACAAGCACUUUGACUGGCUCUACAACCGCCUCCUGCACAAGUUCACGGUCAUCUCGGUGCCCCAUCUGCCCGAGAAGCAGGCCACCGGGCGCUUCGAGGAGGACUUCAUCGAGAAGCGCAAGCGGCGGCUGAUCCUCUGGAUGGACCAUAUGACCAGCCACCCCGUCCUCUCCCAGUAUGAGGGCUUCCAGCACUUCCUCUGCUGCCGCGACGAGAAGCAGUGGAAGCUGGGCAAACGCCGGGCAGAGAAGGACGAGAUGGUGGGCGCCAGCUUCCUCCUCACCAUCCAGAUCCCCACGGAGCACCAGGACCUGCAGGACGUGGAGGACCGCGUGGACGCCUUCAAGGCUUUCAGCAAGAAGAUGGACGACAGCGUCCUCCAGCUGACCAAUGUGGCCUCGGAGCUGGUGCGCAAGCACGUGGGGGGCUUCCGGAAGGAGUUCCAGAAGCUGGGCAAUGCUUUCCAAGCCAUCAGCCACUCCUUCCACAUGGACCCCCCCUACAGCUCGGACGCCCUCAACAACGCCAUCUCCCACACGGGCAAGACAUACGAGACCGUGGGGGAGAUGUUCGCCGAGCAGCCCAAGAACGACCUGUUCCUCAUGCUGGACACUCUCUCUUUGUACCAAGGGCUCCUCUCCAACUUCCCAGACAUCAUCCACCUCCAGAAAGGCGCCUUCGCGAAGGUGAAGGAGAGCCAGCGGAUGAGCGACGAGGGCCGGAUGGACCAGGAGGAGGCAGACGGGAUCCGCAAGCGCUGCCGCGUGGUGGGCUUCGCCCUGCAAGCUGAGAUGAACCACUUCCACGAGCGGCGCGUGGCCGACUUCAAGAGGAUGAUGCAGUCCUACUUAAAGCAGCAGAUCGUCUUCUACCAGCGCGUCAGCCAGCAGCUGGAGAAGACGUUACGCAUGUACGACAACCUCUAACGCCUCCGCUUGCUGCCCUGCCGAAAUCACGCACUUCUCUAUCCGCGGCCUUGCAGACCUCCUCUGUUUGUGAUGGGCUGAGAACGAACGGGAACUCAUGAUGCUAGUGACCAAAUACCUUUGGGCUUUCUUCCCCCUUCCCGGGCGGGCAGGCUGCGGUCCUGCGGGGAAGGGCUCGCCCGCGGGCUGGCCGUGCCACCUCUU